Messenger RNA from Loxodonta africana (African savanna elephant), 4012 nucleotides. RefSeq names its product kelch like family member 23 (gene KLHL23). Gene Ontology annotation, molecular function: protein binding. The transcript has 4 exons. The record is from RefSeq and is a predicted model, not a curated record. NCBI's taxonomy places the organism in Eukaryota, Metazoa, Chordata, Mammalia, Proboscidea, Elephantidae. The coding region runs from base 143 to 1819 and encodes 558 amino acids.
UAGGAGCCGCUUGUGGGCUGGAGCUGCACUAGCAGGCAGCCUCCGUCGCGCCUCUUCCAAAGAUGGUCAGAGGGUCCGGAGGCGUCCCCGCCAGCCGCUAGCCCGCCGCCCAGCAUCGCGUCCCGGAGCCGCCGCCGGAGCCAUGGCUCUAAAAGGACAAGAAGAUUAUGUUUAUCUUUUCCAGGAUUCAGCACAUCCAGUGGAUUUUCUGGAUGCAUUCAGAACAUUUUACUUGGAUGGAUUAUUUACUGAUAUUACCCUUCAGUGUCCUUCAGGCAUAAUCUUUCACUGUCAUCGAGCUGUUUUAGCUGCUUGCAGCAAUUAUUUUAAGGCAAUGUUCACAGCUGACAUGAAAGAAAAAUUUAAAAAUAAAAUAAAACUCUCUGGUAUCCACCAUGAUAUUCUGGAAGGCCUUGUAAAUUACGCAUACACUUCCCAAAUUGAAAUAACUAAAAGAAAUGUUCAGAGCCUGCUGGAAGCCGCAGAUCAGCUACAGUUCCUUUCGGUAAAGAAGGCUUGUGAGCAGUUUUUGGUAAGGCACCUGGAUAUUGAUAAUUGUAUUGGAAUGCACUCUUUUGCGGAAUUUCACGUGUGUCCAGAACUAGAGAAGGAAUCACGAAGAAUUCUAUGUUCAAGGUUUAAGGAAGUGUGGCAACAAGAAGAAUUCCUGGAAAUCAGCCUUGAGAAGUUUCUCUUUAUCUUGUCCAGAAAGAAUCUCAGUGUUUGGAAAGAAGAAGCUAUCAUAGAGCCAGUUAUUAAGUGGACUGCUCAUGAUGUAGAAAAUCGAAUUGAAUGCCUGUAUAAUCUGUUAAGCUAUAUCAACAUAGAUAUAGAUCCAGUGUAUUUAAAAACAGCUUUAGGCCUUCAAAGAAGCUGCCUACUAACAGAAAAUAAGAUACGAUCUCUCAUAUAUAACUCUUUGAAUCCUGUGCAUAAAGAGAUUUCCCAGAGGUCCACAGCCACCAUGUAUAUCAUUGGAGGCUAUUACUGGCAUCCUCUGUCCGAAGUUCACAUAUGGGAUCCUUUGACGAAUGUUUGGAUUCAGGGAGCAGAAAUACCAGAUUAUACAAGGGAGAGCUAUGGCGUUACAUGUUUGGGACCCAACAUUUAUGUAACUGGGGGUUACAGGACGGAUAACAUAGAAGCUCUUGACACAGUGUGGAUCUAUAACAGUGAAAGUGAUGAAUGGACAGAAGGUUUGCCAAUGCUCAAUGCUAGGUAUUACCACUGUGCAGUCACCUUGGGUGGCUGUGUUUAUGCUUUAGGCGGUUACAGAAAAGGGGCUCCAGCAGAAGAGGCCGAGUUCUAUGAUCCGUUAAAAGAGAAAUGGAUUCCUAUUGCAAACAUGAUUAAAGGCGUGGGAAAUGCUACUGCCUGUGUCUUACAUGAAGUUAUCUACGUCAUUGGCGGCCACUGCGGCUACAGAGGAAGCUGUACCUAUGACAAGGUUCAGAGCUACAAUUCAGAUAUCAAUGAAUGGAGCCUCAUCACCGCCAGUCCACAUCCAGAAUAUGGAUUGUGUUCAGUUCCAUUUGAAAAUAAGCUCUAUCUAGUUGGCGGACAAACGACAAUCACGGAGUGCUAUGACCCUGAACAAAACGAGUGGAGAGAAAUAGCUCCCAUGAUGGAAAGGAGGAUGGAGUGUGGUGCCGUCAUCAUGAAUGGAUGUAUUUAUGUCACUGGAGGAUAUUCCUACUCAAAGGGAACGUAUCUUCAGAGCAUUGAGAAAUACGAUCCAGAUCUUAAUAAGUGGGAAAUAGUGGGUAAUCUUCCAAGUGCUAUGCGGUCCCAUGGCUGUGUUUGUGUAUAUAAUGUUUGAUCAAAUCCACAGAAGUGACCGGGUAAUUGCUGUUUUGUAGUAUAGUAAAAAAGGGUUUUGAAGUCCCUAACUUGUUAUUGUGGCCUGGCAUAUAGUAAGGAAUUGGUAAAUUUUAAUUUGUAACUCUUACUAUAACCCCAAACCCAGUCAUGAAUGGUUAAGAAAAGUCUUACGUAUAUGCAGGUGAAACAGUGGGGUUAUUAACCCUAGAAUUUCUUCUUUUUAAAGCCAAUAUGGGAUAUUAGACACUUGAUAAAAGGUGAAAUACCUGUGUGGUGAAUCUUUUCCUCCUGAUAGCAGCAACACUGGGUGUAAGUCAUAAUCAGUCUGUGGACCGAAAUGUCUCUUUAUGGCCCUGUAAAGUAAUACUGUAUAUCAAAGUUCUGUUCAGCUAGCAGGAAUUUGAAAUUUAAAGAGGAAAUCUUUUCUACCUCUACAAAAUCAACACAUAAAAAAACACACACAUUUUUUUAAAAAAACACACACCUUUAGAAUUAUUUAGCAUGUGGACUGACUGGUUUAUUUUUCUUUGUAGUGUAUGUAAUUUAUUGUUACUUUUCUUUAUUUACUGACCACCAGAGAUUUACAAAAUGCUGUGCAAAACUGUGUUACUGUGUGAGUUUACAAACUAAAUUUAAAAGAAUGGCAAAUCUGAAAAAUUGCAGAGCAAAUAGUCAACACUUGCUGGUGUUAAUGGGUGUGUUUAAUUUUCAGCUGUGAUAUAAAUUGUUGGUUUAGGUAUCUUUAGUUUAAGCAUGUUAUAAAUGUCUUUAUUCUUAAUUGUAGAUAAAUGUUUACAUAUAAAAUUGAGUUUAGAGCUAGAAAAUAUGUAGAACAAUUAUGAUAUAGUAGAAAGUACAUUGACGAGAGCCAAGAAAUUUGAGUUCAGUUCCCAGCUCUGCCACUAACUAUGUUUGUGACUUGGGUCAAGUCACUUAACCUCUGUUUUAGAGCUUCCUAAUCCAUGCGAACUGGCACUGUGGAUCAUAGAUGCUCCCAGAUACGGAUUCCUUCAGCCCUUGGAAUGCCUGGAGGGGACCUGGGUAGCUGGAACCUCUGGGCUAGAAACACCUUUGUCCAUUUACCCCGGCGUGUCUGCCAUAUCACAUUUCAUGUGUGCCCCAACAGUGCUUAAGUUAACUCAUCUAAACUUUUAGUAAUCUCUGAGACCAUCUAUUCUAAACCCUUCGUUGUUUAAAAAGAGACCAUAAUUAUAUUUAACUUUAAAGACUAAGGUUUAAAACUACAUAACACUUCUGUUUGUUUGUUUGUUUUUUUUUAAUUUUGGAAAGGAACUGUUGAAUGCACUCAUUUCAGAUAUUAUUUUAAAUAGGUACAACCCUUUGGGAAUGCAGUAUGGUACUGGAUAGCAAGAGCCAUAAAAAUGACCAUGUCCUCUGCCCCAUUAAUUCUACUCCUAGAUUUUUAACCUAAAGGACUAAUUCAAAGGAAGAAAAGGUAAAUGCAUGAAGAUGUUUAUGUCUCUAUUACUUGUGAUAGCAAAAAUUGGAAAUAACCUAUAUGUCAAGGAAGAAAGUAGGCUAACAAGAACAGUGAAGUGUUAUACAGCCAUUAAAGUAAUUAUCUGGAAGACUGUAGAAACAUAGAUGUGUCUAUGAUGAUGGUAAGUAAAAUAAGCACAAUACAAUAAAGUGUUCACACUAUUGUGACUUUGUGAAAUCUUUAUGCAUGUGGUUAUAUGCAAAACUGAAAUUCACUGUGGUAAAAUGGGAUAAGGAAUGAUUUUUAAUUUAUUUGUUUUCUUUAAUAUUUGUGUUUUCAAUAAAAGUAAAUAAAUCUUUGUAUACAUGGUAAAACUUUUAUUUGGGGCCAACUGAGAUGAAAGACAGUCUAAAUUAGUGAAACAACUGAAUUACAGAUUUUUUCAAAUAUAUUUUAUUGCUCUCAAGAACAUUUAGCAGUUAAUGCUGGAUCAAUAAUACAUUGCCCAGUAGUGCUUUGGGAAAUCUCCUUUGUGGAACAGAUGAAACUGUAAUCACCCUCAUCUCCUUUUGGCCUAUCUACCAAACCAACCAAACCAAACCCAGUGCCGUCAAGUCGAUUGCGACUCAUAGCGACCCUAUAAGACAGAAUAGAACUGCCCCAUAGAUAGAGUUUACAAGGAGCGCCUGGCAGAUUUGAACUACCAACCCUUUGGUUAGCAACUGUAGCACUUAAUAACUAUGCCACCAG